AUGGCGGAGGCGCGGCCAGCGUUGGCUCGGGCUCUGCUGCAGCAGUGCGUGUGCGCCCGGCUGCAGGUGAAGCCGCCUGAACACGGCUCCGAGGCCGAGUGGGUGGAGAUCCAGAAAGGACUUGUUAUCUACAUAUGCUUCUUCAAAGGUGCUGAUGAGGAUCUUGUUCCAAAAAUGGUCAAUACACUGCUGAAUGUUAAAUUGAGUGAAAAUGAAAGCGGCGAGUACAUUUCUGUUCUGGAUUUACCAGGCGAUGUGCUAAUCAUACCACAAGCUACCCUGGGCGGUAAGCUGAAGGGGAAAAAGAUGCAGUACCAUGCAAAUAUUGAAAAAGAGAAAGGGUUGGAACUUUAUUCUCAGUUUGUGACUUUGUGUGAAAAAGAACUGGCUGUCAAUGCCAGAUGCAUGGAAGCAGGUGUUCUCGUCAAGCACGGCACAUACGGAAACAGGCAGGUGUUAAAGCUGGAUACAAAUGGACCUUACACUCAUCUGAUUGAAUUUUGA
Molecule: messenger RNA, 504 nt
Organism: Indicator indicator
Lineage: Eukaryota; Metazoa; Chordata; Aves; Piciformes; Indicatoridae
Gene: DTD2
Product: D-aminoacyl-tRNA deacylase 2
Exons: 3
Coding region: 1-504 (167 amino acids)
Biological process (GO): tRNA metabolic process
Cellular component (GO): cytoplasm
Molecular function (GO): D-tyrosyl-tRNA(Tyr) deacylase activity
Source: RefSeq, a predicted model, not a curated record